AUGAGGUUCACCAAACUCCUCUCAGCCCUCCUCAUCGCUCCAUCUGCAUCCUCCCCCAUGGCCAUCUCAGCCCCAGGUCCCCAAGUCCUCGUCGACCCAGCAGGCGUAUACAUGCGCGCCACCCGCCUCAACGACAACACCAUCAUAGCCGGCUACGCAGCCCAAGACGGACCCAACCACCUCCUCCGGGUAGUCAAGUCCUCCGACGCAGGAUCCUCCUGGACGCAACUCGGCACCGUAACAGCGGGUGACUCUGCAACGCACGAUAUUGACAAUGCGUUUCCGCUGCAACUUCCCAGUGGUAGAAUUCUGUUUGCUUUUCGAAACCACGACCGCACUUCCAAAGGCGUGUAUACGUACUACCGCAUCACAGUGUGUUACUCAGAUGACGGGGGCGUAACGUGGUCAUUUCUCACGCAGAUUGAUGAACGGCAUGCGAAUGGAGUGAAUGGCCUGUGGGAGCCGUUUCUGAGGGUCUCUAGGAAUGGGACAUUGCAGGUGUUUUAUUCGUCGGAGAAUAAUGGCGGUGAUCAGGAUAACGUUAUGAAGACGUCGACGGAUGGAGGGGCGUCGUGGGCCGGUCCGUUUGCUGUUUCGGGGCAGGGAAUUACGAGUAGGGACGGUAUGACUGCCGUUGCGGAUGUGGGAGGGAAAUUAAUGUGCGUCUUUGAAAAUACGGAAUCUGGUCCAUUUUCGAUAAAUUACGUGCUUUCGUACGACGAUGGCUUUACUUGGUCUUCGCGGACGAGGUUGUAA
This is a messenger RNA of Pochonia chlamydosporia 170, 756 nucleotides long. RefSeq names its product bnr asp-box repeat domain-containing protein. The coding region runs from base 1 to 756 and encodes 251 amino acids. The transcript is spliced from 2 exons. The record is from RefSeq and is a predicted model, not a curated record. Lineage: Eukaryota; Fungi; Ascomycota; Sordariomycetes; Hypocreales; Clavicipitaceae.